Saccharomycopsis crataegensis is the source of this 1506-nucleotide messenger RNA. RefSeq names its product GDP-Man:Man(1)GlcNAc(2)-PP-dolichol alpha-1,3-mannosyltransferase (gene ALG2). The record is from RefSeq and is a predicted model, not a curated record. Gene Ontology annotation, cellular component: endomembrane system. Bases 1 to 1506 code for a protein of 501 amino acids. Gene Ontology annotation, molecular function: alpha-1,3-mannosyltransferase activity; GDP-Man:Man(1)GlcNAc(2)-PP-Dol alpha-1,3-mannosyltransferase activity. The transcript has a single exon. NCBI's taxonomy places the organism in Eukaryota, Fungi, Ascomycota, Saccharomycetes, Ascoideales, Saccharomycopsidaceae.
AUGAACGUUGAUAAAAGUUUUGAUGCCGAUGUGGCAAAACCGAAAAAUAUUGCCAUCAUUCAUCCCGAUUUGGGGAUUGGUGGGGCCGAAAGGCUUAUUGUUGAUGUGGCCAUUGGACUUCAAGAUCUCAAGAACCAUCAUAUUACCAUAUACACUUCACAUUGUGAUAAAAGCCAUGCAUUUGAAGAGGUUGCCAAUGAUAAGCUUGAAGUGGUGGUAUAUGGGGAUUUCUUGCCUCGGAAGAUCUUUGGACGGUUCACGAUUCUUUGUGCUACUCUUAGACAACUAUACCUUACGAUGAAAGUAUUGUUCUUGACCGGUUCAAGCUACGAUUUCUACAUCAUUGAUUCUUUGGCGGCAUGUUUGCCGGUGAUUUGGUUGUUCAAUAUUUUAUUGAAAUCGAAAAAUGGGUUCUCGAAAGUGUUAUUUUACUGCCAUUUCCCCGAUUUGAAACUUUCGCAGAACUCCACCGGUAGCACUCUUAAAAGCCUUUAUAGAAUGCCGUUUGAUUAUUAUGAGCAGUUUUGCUAUGUGUUCCCCCAUAAAUUGUACGUGAAUUCGAAUUUCACUAAACAGAUUUUCGCAGAAACUUUCGACAUGUUGCCAGGUUUAGCAUCAUUCACCGCCCCCACCGUGGCAUACCCUUGUAUUGACGAAACCAUCCACAACGACCCAAAACUUGAUGCAAAAAUUCACGCCAAAUUUUCCAAUUCCAAAUUUUUUUUGAGUAUCAAUCGGUUUGAAAGGAAGAAAAAUGUCGAGCUCGCCAUCAAAUCAUUUUCCGAACUCGUGAAACGGGAAAAAACCCCCUCAAAAUCCUUAAAGUUAUUAGUUGCUGGGGGUUAUGACAAAUUAGUGUUAGAAAACGUUGAGUAUUUAAAAGAUCUUUGCACCAUCUCUGCUGAUUUCAACCUUCAAUACCGGGUGUUUACAGACUACCAAGAGUUUAUCGAUACCGAUCUCACUGCCGAGUGUCAAAUCUAUUUCUUACCAAACGUUUCCACCGACUUGCGUAAUUCCUUGAUGAAAUACACCGCGAUGUUGUUGUAUACCCCAUCAUUUGAACAUUUUGGGAUCGUUCCUAUCGAGGCGAUGAAGUAUAAUACUUUGGUAUUAGCAAUCAACAACGGGGGUCCAAAAGAGAGCAUCGCACCUUUAGAUGAUGAUUAUGAAGGAUUAAAAACCGAAAAAAUCUCGAUAACCAACGAUAAAGGUACCGGGUUCUUGAAGCCUGCGGACGAGAAAAUAUGGAGUAAUGUCAUGGAAUGCAUUAUUUCCAUGAAAGAUUCUCAACGCGCUAAAUUGGGGAGCAACGGUGAGAAAAUCAUUGAAAAGUUGUUCACCAGAAAAGUGCUUACAGAAACCAUCAACGAGGAUAUUGUCAGGUUAUCAAAGAAUCUGACGAAUCUUGAAUUCCAAGAGACUCAGAGAACCCUUUAUUUCUUCUUAGUCGCGCUUGGUGCCCCAUUUAUUGCCAUUGCCAUUUUCUUAUUAUACCUGUUGUGA